UGUCGUGUCCCAGACUGUACUACAAACAUGCAGUGCGCACAUGGAGCUGCAUGAGGGCGGAGCGCCGCAUAGUUUCCAGGCUAUAAAAGUGUGCGGGAAUGAGCGAGAAGUUUGGACUCUAGAAACACACCAGCUGUUCCUCCAGUCUUCUCAGGGAGACGCGACCCGUUUUCUUCCGCCGGAAGCAGAUCUGCUGUGCGCGGUGAUGCCGUGGCUGCGGUCCUCUUCCUCCCCUUCCUCCUCCUCCUCCUCCUCCUCCGAGCAGUGCCUCUCCUGCUCGCCGUGUCAGCGGGAGUGUGAGCGGACGGCGUUCUCCUUCUACUGCGCGGUGCGGGAGCAGCUCCCGGUCUGGCUGCUGGAGGAGAUGCGCAGCAUGGAGGUGUUCUGCUGGGACAACGGAAGCCCGAGAGCCUUCCUGCCGUCUGAAGCCCUGCUGUACGCUACAGUGCACGACCACCAGGACUAUGCGCGCUACCUCCUCAACAGGUACUCGGUGGGCGCGCUCCGAGCCCCGGCCUGCAGCUUCUGCUGCUGCCCCGGCAGCGGCGCGCCGCACCUGAGCGUGGCGGUGCGCUACAACCGCGUGGCCGUCCUCGGCAUGGUAAUGGAGGCGCUGAAGGACUGCGGCGGCCCGGCCCAGCGUAGGGAGUACCUGGACGGCCGCGGCGGCUGCCUUCACGCCGCGGACGCGGGGAAGACCGCGGUGCAGCUGGCGGUGGAGCUGUCGCAUCCCGAGUGCCUGCUGCAGCUGCUGGUCCACGGCGCUCGGCCCGACGGCCUCGAGGUGGCGCUGCAGAGGUUGGUGUCGUGCGUUGUCCCGGAGCGGCAGCAGGCGCAGCGGUGCCUCGACUUCCUGCUGCUGUUUCUGGCCAAGCCGCCGCCGCUGCCGUGCCUGCGGGACGAGCCGCAGCGCUGGCAGGGGCUGCUGGGGAACAGGGUGUUCAGCUGGCUCUGCGGCCUGGCCCCCUCCCCCCUGCUGCUGCAGGCGCUCCGGUGUCUGGCCCAGUCCGGAUCAGACCGCAUCACUUCGCUGCCGGACUUCCUGCAGCCGCACAGCUGACAGUGACGACAUCUGUUGUGGAAGACAACCCCGAAGGACUGCUGCGACUGGACAGUUUGAAUAUACUGUAAAUAACAUGUAAAUAUUCCCUAAAUAGACAUAUUAUAGUGAAAAUAAGCGGGCUCGUGGAAUCUAUACUGGAUUAAUGGAUCAUAAGCUUUAUUUAUGUGCUGGUUUAGUUGUAAUCUGGCAGUUGAAUGGUGCUGAAUAAAUGCCUGAUUUUUUUUUCUU
Molecule: messenger RNA, 1291 nt
Organism: Xiphophorus maculatus (southern platyfish)
Lineage: Eukaryota; Metazoa; Chordata; Actinopteri; Cyprinodontiformes; Poeciliidae
Gene: ankrd9
Product: ankyrin repeat domain 9
Source: RefSeq, a predicted model, not a curated record